Messenger RNA from Xenopus tropicalis (tropical clawed frog), 1692 nucleotides. RefSeq names its product MSS51 mitochondrial translational activator (gene mss51). The record is from RefSeq and is a predicted model, not a curated record. Bases 123 to 1466 code for a protein of 447 amino acids. Lineage: Eukaryota; Metazoa; Chordata; Amphibia; Anura; Pipidae. The transcript is spliced from 7 exons.
UUUCCCACCAGGCUACGUAGGGUGGAGCUGGGAGAUCGGGUGCUCACAUCCAAAAGCAGAAUCCCUCAGCUUAUAAGAGGAAGAGGAGGAAAGGACAGAGAAGAUAUAACCAUCUUGCUGCCAUGUCUCAGAAGAAAAAAUCUGCAAAGAGCAACCGCCCCCAGCAAAAGCAGCCAAUGGUGUCUGCUGCAACGAGUAGCUAUUACACAGACUCACUUGGUUUCAUGUCUAUGGACAGUAAUGUGCCUGGUCUGUCCAAUGUCAUUCUUGAGAAACUCAAUUUGAAGAGCUAUGAAGAGUACAGGACUGCAGUGGAUGGUAAAAGCUUAACCACAAAUUUUGGCAUCCGAACCUAUUAUGAUAUGUUUCAAAAGAUGGAGGACACUUACAAAUUUUGUGCUCAGUGCAAGAAACUUCCAUCACUCCUGCCAGACCCUCGGAGUAUGAGACGGUGCAAAAGGUGUCAGAAUGUAUAUUACUGCGGUUCUGAAUGCCAGAGAGAGAACUGGCCAUUCCAUAAGAAGUUCUGCAGAAAACUAAAGCUGGCAGCAAUCGACAGACUGGUAGAAUGGUUGAUAUUUACAGGAGACAUUCCAUUUCCUACAAAACCAUGGAUCAAGCCUUUUUCUGAGUUGAAGAACUGGGAAGACUGGUUUUCCAUGCAAGAGGGCCUGGAGGAGAAAUUGGACAGUAUAAUGGCAAGUCGAUAUAUGGCGAUUCUGUGGUCAAAUGCUGGGAAGCCAAGACCAGAAGACAAUGAACUCAGAGAAUCGAUCAAGCGUCUGAUGACGGAUUUCUUCACUAGACCCAUGACCAUUGGUUUUGCCAUUAAUGCCUUCAGCGUGGACCCUUACGUUAAACCAAUAACUGUUCAUGUCAUUGGGGCUUCUCAUAUCGAGACCCUGAACAUCAGAGCUACUGACUAUGAUGAACUCGCCAAAAUGUUUCCUGGAAACCAAGGCAUAGAGGUGGUAAUGGUGGGACCUGAAGUAGUGGACGGCCCUGUUAUGAGACCUCCCCUGGUGGCUUAUGGGCCAAGGGGAAGAGUUUAUGUGAGUGGGUACAAGGGACUGUAUCAUGUCUUCUGGGAAACAGUGAUCGAGAGCCAACAAGCUGCACGGCCUGAUCUCGUAGUCGGCUUUCAUCCAGGGUUCCAUGCAUCUCAGGGCCUUGCCGAGGGCUGGCUUCCUACUCUCUUACUGCUGCGAGACUACAGCAUCCCCUCCAUGUUCACUAUGUACAGCGAGCAUGAGAUGAAGUAUUCCCUGCAGAUCCUGGCUGAGUUGGAAACCCAGGUUUUGUCUUUCGGCCCAUUCCCUUUUUCAUCCCUGAAGCCGGAGCAAGUCCAGUCGGACCCCAACAAAACCCCUGCAAGCAGUAAUGCAUUCCACCUGCUCUUCAGAGGUACCAUUGGGGCAGAUUCAGAGACUGACAUGGCAGGGUUAGAUGGAGCAGAUAUCAGCUAACCGGCACUAGUGCUAUUCCCACCGAGGCUCAACGGUCCUACCCAUAAACCCAACCGAAGAUGGGGGCCUACCCUACUUCUGUGAUGGGUUCUGGUGAUCCAGAUGCAUUUGUGAAAUGGAUGGUAAAGUUAAAAUGUGAUGAAUCUUUUCUUUUUUGCAUUUAAAGAGUGUUUUUCCCCUUGAGGUUGUGUCUCCUUCUUUAUUCUCAAUAAACAGCAGCACUGUC